UGUCAGAUCAUUUUAAAACAUAACGAACCUUUACGAACUGUGAGCAAAGGAAGGAUUUUGUCCGAGUGAUAUCUGUCUGAUUGCUUCUUGUAAAAGUAUUUUGAGGUAUUAAGUGCAACCUAAUUAUUAUGACAAUGAAGAGUGAAGUGCUAGAAUUGGAAACUAAAAUAAUAAACCACGAAGCAUACGGAACUUCAUACAAAUGGGCUCCAAGGGAUUUCGAACUAGGUUCUGCUCUCGGUCAAGGCAAAUUUGGACACGUUCAUGUCGCUAAAGAAAAGAAAACUGGAUUUUUAGUAGCGAUCAAAACGCUAUUCAAAUCUCAAAUCGUACGAUCAAAAUGUGAGCGUCAGGUUCUGAGAGAAAUUGAAAUUCAAUCACAUUUGAAACAUCCAAAUAUUCUACGGUUGUUGACUUGGUUCCAUGACGAGCGUCGUAUAUACCUAGUAGUGGAGUUUGCUGCUGGUGGCGAACUUUAUAAACACCUUACAAACUCACCUAAGGGUCGGUUCCCUGAAGCUAAAGCGGCUAAAUACAUAUACCAGGUUGCAGAUGCAGUUGAAUACUGUCACCAGCACCAUGUGAUACACAGAGACAUAAAGCCAGAGAACAUUCUGGUAGCAUUCAGUGGAGAUCUAAAGCUUGCUGACUUUGGAUGGUCAGUGCAUGCUCCUUCAGAAAGGCGUAAAACCAUGUGCGGUACACUAGACUACUUGCCUCCCGAGAUGAUAAAGCGUGAGGUGUAUGAUGUUUCCGUGGACCACUGGUGCAUUGGAGUAUUACUGUAUGAGUUUCUUGUGGGAAAACCUCCAUUUGAAAGUGAAGGCCAAGACAAAACUUAUGCAAGAAUCCUUGCUCUUGACAUGGUGUAUCCCAGCUAUGUUCCAGAAGGGGCAAAGGAUCUUAUUUCAAAGCUUCUGCGACAUUCAAGCAAAGACAGACUGUCAUUAGACGCUGUAAAGAAGCACUACUGGGUGCAACAGUUCCAGAGUAAUGGCGCUUAGUAUUCAAACAAUAAUCUUAAGUUAGUAUUAAUUCAUUAAUAUAACUGUAGUAAAACACUUGUAUAUAUCAUCACCAACAUUUUAAUCUUCAUUACAUAACAAACCCAUUAAAAUAAUUUAUUUUAUAAUUGUGAUGCUUCUUGUAUUGUAUAUAAUUAAAUUGAUUUUGUAUGCAUGA
Trichoplusia ni (cabbage looper) is the source of this 1182-nucleotide messenger RNA. It is a transcript of the gene aurB, whose product is annotated as aurora kinase B. Gene Ontology annotation, molecular function: protein kinase activity; ATP binding. Gene Ontology annotation, cellular component: spindle pole centrosome; chromosome passenger complex; spindle midzone. Lineage: Eukaryota; Metazoa; Arthropoda; Insecta; Lepidoptera; Noctuidae. The transcript has 6 exons. The record is from RefSeq and is a predicted model, not a curated record. Bases 129 to 1004 code for a protein of 291 amino acids. Gene Ontology annotation, biological process: protein phosphorylation; mitotic spindle organization; regulation of cytokinesis.